AUGCCAUUCCUCAAACUCAUCCCCGUUGAGCGGCCUGCCUCCGUCGUACCCAAGCAUCUAUCUUCGCCCACUCUCAUCCCUACUCGCACCUCGACUCCUACGGACAACAGCAACGCCAGCGCCGACGCCAACGGCACCGGAGGAGAAAAGCCCGUUGUCCGCAACGACAACGACUCCGCCACGCCGCUGGCCGCUGAGGCCGAGGACGCCGUCGUCACACGAACAAAUGAUAAUACAGCGCCUGGGUGCGCAUUCCUGCAAUUGACGCCGGAUGCCAACGAAACCGGCGACUCGGCGGAGGUUCCGGGUCAGGCUCCGACGCAAGUUUAG
Messenger RNA from Cladophialophora psammophila CBS 110553, 330 nucleotides. RefSeq lists its product as uncharacterized. The transcript has a single exon. NCBI's taxonomy places the organism in Eukaryota, Fungi, Ascomycota, Eurotiomycetes, Chaetothyriales, Herpotrichiellaceae. The record is from RefSeq and is a predicted model, not a curated record. Bases 1 to 330 code for a protein of 109 amino acids.